CAGCUGAUCUAAGCCUGCUGCAAGUGAUAAAAUAUAUGAUAUCGGCGCUAUGUAGCGGAAUAAUGUUUUGUUUUUUGUUCUCUUAUAUAAUAUUGACAGUUUGCACGAAAUGUGUACUCUGCAUAUAUCAUGAAAACACGCACUGUAGUACGUUAGACGAUUGUGAGUACAAGCCUCACGGACCACUGGUCCUCUGCAAAAACUUGCCAUUAGAUUUCCUACAGUGCUCGGAUAUUUUGGACCUCCAAGGAAAUGAAACUGCGCGGGAAGAGCUGGGCUACGGCUGCACCAAGUUUGGAGGAUCAAAGUACGAGGACGUCCAGUUUACUGCAGUCAACUGUUCUGUUCUGCCAAAUAUUGAGUGUUACGGCAACCGCACUUUUUUAAAAGACGGCUUUCCGUGUAUUAAGUACACUGGGCACUACUUCACCACAGCGCUUCUUUAUUCAAUACUGCUAGGCUUUUUGGGAAUGGACCGCUUUUGUUUAGGCCACACAGGCACAGCAGUUGGAAAGCUGCUAACACUUGGUGGCGUUGGCAUCUGGUGGAUAGUUGAUAUUGUUUUAUUAAUAUCUGGCAAUUUGAUGCCACAAGAUGGUAGUAAUUGGAUGCCUUCUGUAUGAAAAGUAUUUGUUGUUGCUUGCUCUCCAUUAAAGUGUUUUUCUUCAUUCCUUGGAAAACCAUUGUAAACACUGUCAAUUUAGUUAAUUACUUAGUAAUAUCUGCUGGUUAAUUAAUAUGCUAUGCAAAAAUGACUAUGCAUUGCAGAAAGCAUGUAGUCUGUUCAUUAUAAAUUGGCUUCAGCAUCUGCACACACUGUCUUGACCUUGUAAUUUUACAUUAUUUGUGUUUAACAAAUGGCAGGAAUUUAUUAUAUUUAUUUAUUUAUUCAAUACUGUGGGCCUUUUCAGGCCUAUACAGGAGAGGGCGUACAGAGCAAAUAACACUUCAUAUCGCGAAGAUGAAAGGAAAAGAAAAAUAACGAUAUAACAGUAUAAAGCAAUAAACGAACAAUGCACAUGUGUUUCACUAAAAAAAAACCACUUAGCAUGAUAACAUCAAUGGUAAAAUUGAUAUACAGAUGCAGGCGGUUAAGCACAUGUAGCAAUGUGCGAGCACAUGCGCGAUACACUGUUUCAUAGAAG
Messenger RNA from Rhipicephalus microplus (southern cattle tick), 1145 nucleotides. RefSeq names its product TM2 domain-containing protein 2 amaretto (gene amrt). Lineage: Eukaryota; Metazoa; Arthropoda; Arachnida; Ixodida; Ixodidae. The record is from RefSeq and is a predicted model, not a curated record.